Molecule: messenger RNA, 9217 nt
Organism: Symphalangus syndactylus (siamang)
Lineage: Eukaryota; Metazoa; Chordata; Mammalia; Primates; Hylobatidae
Gene: TMTC2
Product: transmembrane O-mannosyltransferase targeting cadherins 2
Biological process (GO): protein O-linked glycosylation via mannose
Cellular component (GO): endoplasmic reticulum membrane
Molecular function (GO): protein binding; mannosyltransferase activity
Source: RefSeq, a predicted model, not a curated record
CAGCUCUUGGCACACACAGCGCUGUGGCUGAGAUUUAGCCGUGCCAGGCGCUGCCAGGCAGCAGUGGGGCGACCGACCCCCUCCUCGGCCUCCUUUCUCCCGGCCUCCCCUCCCAGGGCGCACUGUAGCUACUCCUUUGGGCUGUCUUCCAGCCGUCGCCCUUGGGUCCCGGGGGCUUCCCAGAGUGAAACCGAAGGUGAAAGAAACAAGAGGGCGGGAGGCUGGUAGGAGGAGCCUUCAGGCCGGGGAGGGUGGGAGGAGCCUCCAGCCAGAGGGGCAGGGUAGGAGGAGCCUUCCGGGAGGAUCUGGGUGGAGAAAGGGGCUGGGCCAAGCCGGGAUGGAGGGUUGGUCACGCAGGCGCGGGGGGCCGCGUCGAGAACCCCACGCGGGAGCUUUAGGAGUCUCCAGCCACCGCUUCUCACUUCAUUGGAGAAGGGAGCUGGGGCUAGGGCUGGGGCCGGGAGGGAGCUAAUAAACAGUGAAUGUGCAGCAGCCGCCUUGGCGGCCGGAGUCCGCCCGAGCGACACCGGAGCAGUGCGCUCGGGAGGCGGCGAGGGGAGGCGGUUCGCCUUGUCCCUCCCACCCGCGCCUCUUUCUCUCUCUUCCUCCAGCUGGUCCCAGAGCCCGGCUUGGUCCGGUCCGUCUGCCCCUAUCCCGCACCCUUCCAUCUCCUCCGAGUCCCACUCCUCACCUAGGACGCCCCAAACUGCCAUGGGUUAGGGUGGGGAUCGCGACCCGCGCGAAAGACCAGCUCUGCGCUUCCGCCGGGGGACGCGGAGCCCAAACGCCGCUCACCGCUUGCGGGCGCCGGGCAUGGGGUGUGUGGUGUGAGCCCGCACCCUGGGAGGACGCAGGAGCUGCGGAGCCGGGCGCGAGGAGGAGGAGAGGAGUCGUGGAUUGGAAGGACCCGAGGGAGGGAGGGUGGGGAAGCGAGGGAAAAGUGAAGCUGGGAGGAGAAGGCGGCGGAAGGUGGAGAUUGAUGCUUCUGUUUUUUGUUGCCGCUGCUGCCCUCGCGCUGGGAUCCGAGCCGGAGGGAAGGCGGUGGAGAGAUGAUUGCAGAGUUGGUGAGCAGCGCUCUGGGGCUCGCCUUGUAUCUCAACACCCUGAGUGCGGAUUUCUGCUAUGAUGACAGCCGUGCUAUCAAGACUAAUCAGGAUCUUCUCCCAGAAACUCCAUGGACGCACAUUUUCUACAAUGAUUUUUGGGGGACUCUUCUAACCCACAGUGGCAGCCACAAGUCCUACCGGCCACUCUGCACUCUUUCUUUUCGCCUGAACCAUGCCAUUGGAGGGUUGAAUCCCUGGAGCUACCAUCUUGUCAAUGUCCUGUUGCAUGCAGCAGUCACUGGUCUCUUCACAAGCUUCUCCAAGAUCCUCCUUGGUGAUGGAUACUGGACAUUCAUGGCUGGCUUGAUGUUUGCUUCUCACCCCAUUCACACGGAGGCAGUGGCAGGAAUCGUGGGACGAGCCGACGUCGGGGCCAGUCUCUUCUUUCUCCUCUCCUUGCUCUGCUACAUUAAACACUGUUCUACAAGAGGCUACUCAGCCAGAACCUGGGGCUGGUUCCUGGGGACAGGACUGUGCGCAGGAUGCAGCAUGUUGUGGAAGGAACAAGGAGUGACUGUUCUCGCAGUUUCAGCAGUUUACGAUGUCUUUGUCUUUCACAGGCUGAAAAUAAAACAGAUAUUACCUACCAUUUACAAAAGGAAGAACUUGUCGCUUUUCCUCAGCAUUAGUUUGUUAAUUUUCUGGGGGUCCUCCCUUUUGGGUGCCCGGUUAUACUGGAUGGGAAACAGACCACCAAGCUUUUCCAACUCGGACAACCCCGCUGCUGAUUCGGACAGCCUCCUCACCCGCACGCUCACCUUCUUCUACUUGCCAACCAAGAACCUCUGGCUGUUGCUAUGUCCGGAUACCCUCAGUUUUGAUUGGUCAAUGGAUGCUGUGCCUCUGCUCAAAACAGUUUGUGACUGGAGAAACCUACACACUGUGGCCUUCUAUACUGGACUCCUCCUCCUUGCCUACUAUGGUUUGAAGAGCCCGAGCGUAGACAGAGAAUGCAAUGGGAAAACUGUAACAAAUGGCAAGCAGAAUGCAAAUGGACAUAGCUGCCUUUCAGAUGUGGAGUACCAGAACUCAGAGACUAAGUCCAGCUUUGCAUCCAAAGUAGAAAAUGGCAUUAAAAACGACAUAUCACAGAGAACCCAGCUUCCUUCUACGGAGAACAUUGUUGUUCUGUCUUUAUCUUUGUUAAUCAUACCCUUUGUUCCUGCCACGAACCUGUUUUUCUAUGUCGGCUUUGUAAUUGCAGAGCGAGUAUUAUAUAUUCCUAGUAUGGGCUUCUGCCUACUGAUUACAGUGGGUGCUAGAGCCCUUUAUGUCAAAGUCCAAAAGCGGUUCCUCAAGAGCUUGAUUUUUUAUGCUACAGCUACACUAAUUGUUUUUUAUGGACUCAAGACUGCGAUCAGGAAUGGAGACUGGCAGAAUGAGGAAAUGCUGUAUAGAUCAGGGAUAAAAGUAAACCCAGCUAAAGCAUGGGGUAACCUUGGAAAUGUUCUGAAGAGUCAGAGCAAAAUUUCUGAAGCUGAAAGCGCCUACAGAAAUGCUUUGUACUACCGCAGCAACAUGGCUGAUAUGCUUUAUAAUUUAGGGCUACUUCUCCAGGAGAACAGCAGGUUUGCAGAAGCACUACAUUAUUACAAAUUGGCCAUUGGGAGCAGGCCUACCCUGGCUUCUGCAUAUUUAAAUACCGGUAUUAUUCUAAUGAACCAAGGAAGGACGGAAGAAGCCCGACGGACAUUCUUAAAGUGUUCAGAGAUCCCAGAUGAAAACCUAAAGGACCCUCAUGCACACAAGAGCUCUGUUACCAGUUGUUUGUACAACCUGGGAAAGCUGUAUCAUGAGCAGGGACACUAUGAGGAAGCCCUUAGUGUAUACAAGGAAGCAAUUCAGAAAAUGCCAAGGCAGUUUGCCCCACAGAGCUUGUACAACAUGAUGGGUGAAGCAUAUAUGCGUUUAAGCAAACUCCCUGAAGCAGAGCAUUGGUAUAUGGAAUCACUGAGAUCCAAGACUGAUCACAUCCCUGCUCAUCUCACCUAUGGGAAGCUGCUCGCUCUAACAGGUCGUAAGAGUGAGGCUGAAAAGCUCUUCUUGAAGGCUAUUGAGCUGGAUCCCACCAAAGGAAACUGUUACAUGCAUUAUGGUCAGUUUCUUCUGGAAGAAGCUCGUCUCAUAGAAGCAGCUGAGAUGGCAAAAAAAGCAGCUGAACUAGACAGCACAGAGUUUGAUGUUGUCUUCAAUGCUGCCCACAUGCUCAGACAGGCUAGCCUCAAUGAAGCAGCCGAGAAGUAUUAUGAUCUGGCAGCCAGGCUGAGGCCUAAUUAUCCGGCUGCUCUGAUGAACCUAGGAGCCAUUCUGCACCUCAAUGGCAGACUCCAGAAGGCAGAGGCCAACUACCUGCGGGCCCUGCAGCUCAAGCCAGACGAUGUCAUCACACAGUCAAAUCUCCGCAAACUGUGGAACAUCAUGGAAAAACAAGGCUUAAAGACUUCUAAGACCUGACACAGGAGGCAGAAGCCCGUCCUCCUCCAUUUUUAAAAGCUGGCUUCCUUAGCAGACAGAACUUCCCAGCAGUGCUAUGACAAGAGCUGGUGUUAGACUUCAAGACCAGGGCAGAGGUCAUUGAAGUCACUACCACUUCUGGAAGAAUCCACUUUGCUGUCAGCACAGCUGUUAACACCAAAAAGGGGAAGGCCGGAAACCUCCUGGAGGAUGUCAUUGUUACCCAUAGACCGUAAACCAGAGCACUUAAAACAGAAUCUUUUGGCAUUCUUAAAAGGGAGGGGUGGGUGUAUAAGUCACAGAUUUUGUUCAUUUUCUGAAAGCUAAUUUCAAAAUUAUCUUGUUCCUUAAACACUGUGAGAGGAAGUCAGAGUGUCCAUUCAGCCAUGGCAAACGAUUAGGGUUAAGUGUUACUAGGGAGUGAUAAACGCGUAGUGUGAGUCCCAGUGAGCCGCCGGUUGUCCUAACGCUGCUGUCUUCCCUCUUUGGGACAGCCUGCUUAUCAAUUUCUGAAGCUUAGAACAGUUUUUUUAAUACUGUGUCAAGAUCUGUCAGAAUCUGCUAUGUUUCUUGACCAGUGCACAUAAUGUUUUAUGAUUUGGAUGUCAGAGGCCUCAUUCUUUUGGACCUCGUUUGCUUUUUCUGUUCUGAAAAGGGUAUGGAGAGUAGAGCUAACCAUACUUCACGCUUGAGUUGUAUGAGGGACUGCGGACGCCUUAUAUGUGUCAGGCAGGCAUUUUUUAGAUUUUAAUACCGCCAAUAUUUCCCCCAAACUGCCCAGUAGAAUUCAUUGUAUUAAUUCUUUUGAAAUUAAAAAUGGCUAUUCCUGGAGAAUGUGCAAGCUUAUAUAAGGAUAAAGGACAGGGGAGGAGUUUGUAAGCCUUGCAGUUCCAAUAACUAACCAACAGGUUAUUAGACAAAAGGGAAGGUGUUUUGUGCUUCUCAGAUGUUGCUGGUUUAGGAGUGUAUGAUGAUGCUUGCCAGUGAUUUUGUAUUUUGGAAAGGGUAGGUAUCGAAUGUUAAUCACUUUUUAAUAGGUACCUAAACAGCAAUGCUGAUAAAUGUUCAAGGAAUUAUUUUCAUCUUAUUUUGCUCUUCUCAAAAGGCAUCAAAAACAACUUAUCUGAAGCUACAAGAGAGUGUAGCAUUAGCCUGCAUGUUUCUAGGUCUUCUGCCAAGUGCUUUUCUCAGUUGAAAACUAUUUUUCACUAGCAAAUUUGGUAUUUUAUUUCAUUACCUGUUAGUAACCACUUCAAUGAUCAUUUCCCAAGAAAAAGACUAUAAAUUAGGUGGAGAACAACAUUUUUAUUGAACAUUUUUUGGCUUGCAAUCAAACUUUGCCACUAAAAAUUAACUUCAUAAAACAGUGGUCCAUUAUCAACUUCUUCACAGAGAAAGUAGCUAUACUAUACCCUGCAUAUUUAUUUAUUUAUUAUUCUACCAUAGCAGAAUAACAAAACUUGAUGCAUUAAGCCAGUUCUUUGCAACUGAAAAUUACCUGUUUCUCCUUCCCUUUUACACUCCAUGUAUAUAUGAUCAGCUUCUCCAUUAAAAAGAAGCUGGACAUGCAAAUACAUCAUAUUAUGUUUUCUCCAUAUUUUAUGUUUUUCUAUGUGUCUGAAUACAGUGGGAUAAAUAAUUGAAAGUGUUCCUAUGGCAUUAGUGUUUUUGUGAGAAGGGUAAAUGUAGCGAGAAAGGUUUUUUCAUGGCAUUAAUAAGAAAGCCCUUCUGUAAUAUAUAUAUUAUUUUGUAAACAUUUCACUGAAGGGCCAAAAGUUAAAUUAUAACUAAAUCACUGUGUUUUCAGAAUGAUAUUUAACAACAAACCCAUGGUCAAACCAAAAUAGUGGGUUGAAGUGUAUUAUUCAUCUUUUAGUGCAUUGGCAAUUGCAAAAAAAAAAAAAAGGAAUUUAAUAUAAGGCUAUAGAGAUUAAUUCAGUGUCUAACAUUUGUAUUUAUUUAAAUAGUUAUUGACCUAUGAUGACUUUCUAGUCUUAACAUUUUAUCUUUUUAUUGUUGUUGUUCUUCCUUUCAAAGACGUGGUUCUUAAUAGGUUCACUGAAUGCACAGUUGAGGCACUUCUUGUGACACCAGUUCCCAAGUAGCGUUAAUAAUUGGGCCUGUGUCAUAAAAUGCACGGAUCAUUAAUAACUAAAUGUCCCUGACACUUUUCACUACAGGGCUGGACUUAGUAACUGACCAACUUCGGGGGGAGGGUUGGGGGCGAGGGGGGGUGGGCGUUAGAACAUGAUCAAAAAAUGUCUCCGCUCAGGGAUUUAUGGUGGAUUAUUGCAGACAGUGCUAAAAAUAUAGAGCACAAGACAAGUUUACUAAAUUAAAAUUUUAUUUUUUGAGAAACUGUUAUUUGUAUAAAUUAUCAAGAUUUGUAGGCUUUCCUUUUGUAGAAAUAAUUGUUUUAUGUGCCAGAGAAUUUCAAUUUUGUUUUCAACAAUAAAGCAUUGAUAAGAAAUAUAUUGUGUAAGCCAUUUUUAAAUCUUCUACAGCAACAACACUUAAACUGUGAAGUUUUAACGAAACUAAGUAAGAGAUUAAAAAGAGUAGAGGUUGAGCAUCGAAUAGAGACACAUUGUGGUUAAUGUAUAAUUAAUAAUCAUCAUUUUUUAAAGUUAUUAUAAUGCAAGUAAGCAUUGCCAAUAUCACCCUGUUUACCAUACUUAGAAAAGAUGAUAAAGUUUGUUUUGUUUUCUUUGGUUGAUGAACUAUGGGAAAAGAUGCUAUGAAAUAAUCCAAGAAGGGCAAAUUUAUAAGUUUCUGGCUUCAGUAGAUUGUUUGGUAAAAAUCGCCAUGUUUAGAAGACCUUGGAUCUCUAGUUCUGGUCUUGGAUGUAAGCACACCCCUAUUCUGCUGAGAAAUGUGAGUGCAGUGCAUUCAGGAGUCAGUUAUAAGGAAAGGUUGGGUCCUGGACAUGGUGCACAGUGACAGAGAAUUCAGCACUCUUGUUAAAAUUGUUAUGUCACAUGAUUAUAUAUUGCCUGUUUCCUCUAUUAUGGGAUAAAAGUUAGCUGUGAGGACUUUUAUGUUAAACAUCCUAUGGAUGUGUGAGGUUAUUUUCCACUUUUACAGAUAAGGAAACUAAGACUCAGAGGUAUGAAACGACCUACCCAAUGUCACUAAGGUAGCAAGCAGCAAGCCUGUCCCCAAGUUGUCUGAUGAUGUGUCCUGAGUCAUGUGGGCACUCAGUUAUUGAACAAGAAGGUCUGGGUAUCAGCCCUCUUGGCAUUUCUCUAGUGACUUCAUUUCCACAAAUCACAUUCUCUACCUCUCGGCAGACAAUCAUGAGGAUUAAAGGAGGUAAUUCGUUAAAAAAUCUUUAAGAUUUAGAAUGUAACAGUCAAAAAAAAAAGACUUCAGUGUUCAUGUAGUUAAAUCCAUUUACCUUCCACCUGAGGAGUAUUAAGCCUUGCAAGUUAAGUGAUUUAACAAAGAUCUCAAAACUGGAUAGUGGCAGCACACAUCAAGCUAAAGAAACUUAUUAAAAGUUAUUUCUAUAUGAGGAAUUGUAUAAUUGAUUUUUUUAAUGAAGGUAUAGUUUGAAGUUGGAUUGGAGCACUGUCACUGUACUUGGAAACCAAUGAAGGCAGGGACCAUAUUUUUUGGGGGGACUUUAUUCUCCAGCCCAGGACAUUGUUGAGAAGAAGACUCUAAAAUAUACCAUAAAUGAAAACUCUAUCUGUCAUGUGCCCAUGAGAUAUGAUUUUUUUUAAGUCAUUUUCUAAAACAGUUGAGAUUUGGGGAUUUGCUGAUUUACUAUUUUCACCUGAGUGAUACUAGUUUUUCACAUAGUAUAUUUUUCCAGUAAAAAGAAAGAAAAUACCUUUAAAUCUUGGCUGUUCUUUCUAUUACAAGGAAAGGAAUUGGGUUUCCAUAAAUAAUUUAAGAAUUAGGAUAAUUUCAAUUUAUUUGUACGUACCUUUGUAAUAUGAUUUCUCAAUUUAAAUAUUAUUUUCAGUACUACAGAAUGUGCUUCCUACUAUUCAAAACUCAACUUGCAUUGGAACUAUUACACACUGUAAAGCUAGAGCAAGCUGAAUGGUAAUGCGAUUGUGCUAUUAUGCUUGGUUUUGCAGUAGAAAAAGAUGCAUGCGUACUAAGACUUUAACUUGCUGUGUCAUUUUGGGUGGUCUUCCUGCAGGAUGCAAUCAGAGAGGCCUUAAGAGUCAGCUUUCGUUCCAUCUGCCGCUUCACCGCAUAUUGGCCUUUUGUUGUUGUUGUUCUAUAGAGAUUUGAGAUGUAUUUUUUCUCCCUGGAGGACUGCUGGGUUUAAGUUUCUUGUUAACUUGAAAUUCCUGUGAAGUUUUUCUUCUACGUUUCCCAAAACCUUCCCCCAACUUCUUACAGCUGCUCUCUGAUGUUAUGGUGCUAUUUAAUUGUCUGCUUCCAAAGAGUGGAGAGAUAUACUAACUACUUUUUUAGCUAGAAAAUUCGCAGAUCAAAUGAGAAAGUUAUAAACCUAUGAGACAAUGUGGUGAGAUCAUUUAAAAAUACCUAUAGGAAUCUAAGUUAAUGUAGUAUCUAAACUGGUGUUUGGGAAAAGUUUUUGGAGGUUCCCAAAAGGAGAGAGGCAAGAUGGAGAGAGAAGGGAUAGACACAUGGAAAAUUGACUGUUAAUUGUCCUUAAUAAUUAUUAAGCUUUUGUUGGAGAGGUAGAGGAUUUGAUAGAACAGUUUGAGACUGUCUGUGUUCUUUUUGGUUGCCCAGUAAUCUACCAAGAUAGGGUCGCUGUAUUGGAAAAGAAAGUGUAACAAGUGAGUGAAUAAUACAACCACAGGAGAGGCUGGAAAAAUGUGCAACCAAUUUGAAGUCUAGAUUAGAACUAGCUAUCUGUUCUGAUAGGAAAUAGAUUCAAUUUUUCUCCUACCUUUUUUGGAUUUGACAGGUUUAUCACUUAUUCAAGGCAAAGCUAUCAACCAUUCUCUAGUCAGAUGGAGUGAGUAGAUUUCUAUAUUUCGAGUAAUAGCUCAGGACUUGUAGAAACACUUUUUCUAAUAAUUUUCUGUCAUGUCUCUUUCCUUUCCAUCCUAGUAGACUCAAAAUAAAAUAACUCCUGAGUCCUUUGUCUUGGCAAUAUCAUUGAACAACUAGAGACUAUAAUACAAGUUUUCAAAAAUGUAUUGAGGGAGAAAUCAAGCAAUUUAAUUUGUUUUCAAAAAUACUUAAAAUACCCUAAAGGAAUUAAAGUGUCUUUUUUGCAGCUGGAUAUUUCUCUCAUAUAAUAUAAAAGACAAUUUCAUACCAGAAAAUCAGAACUGAUGAGGGAUGAGGGGGCAAGUGUAUGUGUGUAGGGUGUGGAAAUAGGGCUUACCUUUGAUUUUAAUGUGGGCCCUUUUUAUAAUUUCAUUUAGCAUGUAAUGGCUAAAUCACAAUUAGCUUUUUCUUUCUGAAGACAACUUAUUAAGUAGUUAGAACCAAUUAGUAAUCUCAAUAGAUUUUUUUAUUCUUUUUUUGUGCUAUUUUAAAUAUGUUGUUAUGCUUAAUGUCUGUGGACAUUUUAUGCUUCCUUUACAAUGAUGACUUACUAUUCUAUAAAUGUGCCUUUGCCAAUAGUAUAAUAAUGAUAAUUUGGGAAAUUUCACUGGAAUUAUGUUUCAGGGUAUUUUUUUUAAAACUGUCCUAUGCCAAUAAAUAUUUUGAUGUUA